GAGAGAGAGCGAGAGAGUAGCGUUACGAUGGCGGCCGACGGUGGCUGUUCUCCUCCUUCGUGUCCGCUCGCGCUCCCGUGCGCCUUCUCCCCGGCCCCGCGGCGGCAGUACCUGGCCGUGUGCGCUCGGGACGGUCGCCUGCGCAUCUGGGACUCAGACGGCGGCGGUAACCUGCGGCAGGAAUACGCGCCCUCCGCGCGGCUCAGCGCCGCCUGCAGCUGCGUGGCGUGGGGCCCGUGCCGAACGACCAAGGAGGGUCCUCAGAGGAAGAAAAGGAAAUCAGAGGCAGGACAGGCUGCACAGCAGUCGGAUCUGUUGGCACUGGGCACAGCUGCGGGCACGGUCCUCAUCUACAGCACAGUGAAGGGCGAUCUCCACUGCACACUGGAUGGAGGGCAUAAUGGAGGGGUUAACAGUGUCCAGUGGCACCCAGAAGAGUCACUUCUUUACAGCGGCUCAGACGACACGCACAUUGUUGAGUGGGACCUGCAGACGGGCAAAACGCGUUGUAAAUGGAAAGCAGACAGAGCAGCGGUGACCAGUCUGUGUGUGAGUCCAGAUGGGAAACUCCUGCUCUCCGCUGGAAUGACCAUCAAAAUGUGGGAUCUAGAGACCAAGGAAGUGUACAGAAAGUUCACAGGUCACUCCACCAUGGUAACGAUGCUGUGCUUUGCCACAAAUCGACCACCGGACAGCAACGGCCUCUACUUUGUGUCUGGAGCAGCUCACGACAGACUUCUCAGUGUGUGGCAGGUGCGAUCUGAUGGCAAAGACAAGAACUCUGUGGUAUCCUUCACCUUAACGGACGAACCCCAACACAUUGACUUACAGACAUCCAACAGCAAAGAUGAGGCGGUGAGGUUAGCAGUGGUGUGUAGGGAUGGGCAGCUUCACCUCUUUGAGCACUUUCUCAAUGGGCCAUGCAAAAAGCCCUUGUCUCCAGUGUGUUCGGUGCAGGUGUCAAGUGUUGGAGGAAAAGCGGAGGGCGACACACCUGUACCUGUGCCCCUGCUGGCUGCAUCUCUGUGUGCAGACAAACAGAACCUUGUUCUGGCUUAUGGAAACCAAUUACAGCCUGUCGUAGAGAAAAUGCCUAUAAAUACAACAGAGAGGCACAUGUGCCUGAUCCGAGACUUGCACACCACACUCUCGCUUUCUGUUGAUGCUGCUGUGUCCAAGGUGAAGACGCCUAUUGUAAAUGAACAGAAAAGCAAAGUUCUAAUACCGGGACUUCCUGGGCAUCAAGCACCAAUCAAAGCAGCUCCCAGUAAAUCAGAGAAGAGGAAGCAAGGGUCCAGCGCAACAGAGAUUUCUAUAGAGGAGCGGUUGGAGCAGAUCGAGUUAAGUGUAUCGAGGGGUAAAGGUGGGGAUAAGGCUGCUGCUUCCUCUCUACAGACGGACAGCUUUGCUGUGCUGUUGGUGCAGGGCCUGGAGAGCAAGGAUGAGAAAAUCCUUAAUAAAAUCUUCCAAACAAAGAAAGAAGCCUUGAUAAAGAAAACGGUUGCCCGGUUACCACCUACGGCUGUCUUGCCUCUAUUGGAAGAGCUAUCAAGAAGACUGCAAGGACAUCCAUUUGCGGCGAUACUUAUAGUCCAGUGGUUAAAGGCAGUUUUGACGCAGCACACGUCAUACUUAUCAUCGCUACCAGACCUGGUGUCUCAGUUAGGGAUGCUGUACCACAUGAUUGAGAGCCGGGUGAAGUUGUACCAUCAGCUGACGAGACUUCACGGCAAACUCUACCUGCUCAUGACUCAGGUGGCAGCAAGCAGCAGUGCUCCCAAAGCUGGUGACCUGGACCACACAGCCAAGCUUGUGUAUGAGGAAGAGUCUUCAGAAGAUGAAGACUCCGGAGCUGAAGGACUCCAUGACGAUGACUCUGAUGACUGGGAGGAAGAGGAGGAAAAGGACGGGGCAAUGGAGGUGACGGAAGAUGGGGAAAAUCAUGCAGACAAGGAUGAUGACGAUGACGAGGAUGACAUGAAAGAAGAGUCCAAAGUGAACGGUGAUUCGGACUUAGACCCUGAAAAUGAGAGUGAAGAGGAGUGAAAAACAAAUCAACAAAGGAAAUUGACAAAAAAAGGAUCCGGGAAGAUUUAUAUAUUUCAUUUUAUUUUUCUUGUUUUCAUUUUAUUGUAAAAUACAAGAAA
This is a messenger RNA of Colossoma macropomum (tambaqui), 2147 nucleotides long. It is a transcript of the gene wdr43, whose product is annotated as WD repeat domain 43. The transcript is spliced from 18 exons. Gene Ontology annotation, molecular function: protein binding. The coding region runs from base 28 to 2046 and encodes 672 amino acids. Gene Ontology annotation, biological process: maturation of SSU-rRNA from tricistronic rRNA transcript (SSU-rRNA, 5.8S rRNA, LSU-rRNA). NCBI's taxonomy places the organism in Eukaryota, Metazoa, Chordata, Actinopteri, Characiformes, Serrasalmidae. Gene Ontology annotation, cellular component: nucleolus. The record is from RefSeq and is a predicted model, not a curated record.